AAACAUGACACGCAUGGCAUUCAAAUGUUAUGUGAAAGUAGUAAUGCAAACAAAAAUAUUGUUUUCAAUUCAAAUGACUUUAGUGUAUGCAAUGAAUGACUUAACCCAACAAAUAGGUGUGUCCUCCCAGUCCUAGACUGCCAUUCAUUACAAUUUUAUACAUACCUGUGCUUUCAUAAACAUACCGAACAUUUCAAUCGCACAAAUGAUUUAAUAUUUUUCAAAUUAUUUUUUUUAUAAUAAAUUAAUAAUAUUUUAUUAAUUUAGUGAUGAAGUCUUGAAUCUAAUAUUUUAAUCAUUAAAUCAAUUGUCUGUCCGUUUAAUUGCCAUUUAGUCCGUAGAAGUGAUGUCUUCAACGAACAACUUUGUGUGUCAGUGGGUGUUGCCAUCGUUUUUGUUGAUUGUCAUCACACAUGUCAUCAAUGGUCAGUUCAAUUGGCAGACCAGAGAUUCUUUUGAUGAGAUCCGCAAACAGUUGGACAAAGUUGUUGAAGACAAUUGUAAAGUAGUUGAUAUAAAUGAAUUGUUUUUACCGCAAUCGUCGGUCACACACAUUCCUGACCUGAAAUGGCUGGGCAUUGACCCGAUAUUCGCCAACCGAACCAAUUUAUUACACAUCCAUAAUAUGGCCCUAAGCCGUGCUUUUUAUCUUAGUUAUAUUCUCCAGAAAGCACCGGACGAUUCAGAACCUGGUUUUAUGUAUUACUUUUUGUCGUCAAUCGCCGACGUGGCGGCCAAUCGCUACAUAAACGCCAGUAGUAUAUAUUAUGGGCCAAACAUGGCAUUCACGCCAUCAUAUAAGGGGUUUUUCAACAAAACGAUGCCUUUGUUCGCUCCGCGAGCUUUCCGUGCGGACGACUUCAAUGAUCCCUACCAUCUUCAGGGAACGUCUACAUUGAAUACCAUAGAAGCCAUUGAUUUGGGCGCAAUUCAGAACAACUCAUUUAGCACUAACUACACACACGAACAAUACAAGAUCAAUGAAUGGUACAAAUUAUGGUUACCUGAUCUCACUAAAAGACACGACUCGAAAACCACUUACACCGUUCAAAUAACACACAUAAACGGUACUAACGAAACAUUUGUAUGGCACGGACCACCCGCCGCAUCCGACAUUCCCGGACCAGUUAAAUGGUUUAAACCUUACUUUGAUUGUGAUCGAUCCAAUAAAUGGGUUUAUGGAGCAUCGGUUCCCAUUCCUGAUAUAUUUCCUCGACAUACUGGUUGGCGACAUAUCGAAAUACCAAUAAAUGUUGCGGUCGCUGUCAUGGAAAUAGAUUUUGAAAGAAUAGACAUAAAUCAGUGUCCCAUCGGUGAGGGCAAUCCGGCUCCCAAUUAUUUUGCUGGUACUGCCCGAUGCAAAAACGCAACCACAGAGUGUGAACCCAUUCACGGAUAUGGUUUUAGACGCGGAGGUUAUCAAUGUAGAUGUAGACCAGGUUUUCGGUUACCAAAAGUGGUCAGAAGUCCUUAUUUGGGAGAAUUGAUUGAAAGGGCGACAAAUUCUGAAUACAAUCGGGGAUAUAAUUGUGAUAAAAUUGGUUAUAUUGCGGUCAGAACUCAAAAUGUUGUGCCAAUUGAAGAAUACGAAAGACUGAAAUAUAUCGCACGUAUGGAAACUUUGACAGGUCUUCAUUCAAACUCGAAUUUCAGUAAUAGAGUUGAUCCCAAUUGGAUUACUAAUUAUGUACGAAGAGAAUUAAAUUCUCAGAACUGCCACCGAUUGUCUGCCAAAAAUCCAGAGAUAUUGACAUUAAGAGGAGAUACUUCUUAUGGCAAAGAAGAACAACUUGAAAAUCAGGCGCGAAUGGCAUUACGUUUGGCUAAUUUUAUUUCGGCGUUUCUUCAAGUUGUUGAUCCUAAAGAACAAUUUGCCGAAUUUCGUGUUCCCGAUAAACCUUUGACUACGGAUCAGAUAAUUGGUGAAGCAUUGGCCACAGUUAUCGGCGACAGACGGUUACAGGGAUGCGGUGUUUAUUUUGAUAGAAACCAAUUUAACCAAAAUUUAACACAUUUUGCUCCGUAUGCCUAUCGAAAGGAACGCAAUGCGAGAAAGUUUUUUGUUGACGAUAUGUCCCGAUUUGGUCCCAAUUCUAAAUUGUUUUACUUAAAUCACGAUUAUUAUAAACUAUUGAAAAUGCGUUGGGCUUCCAAUACGGAUGAUUUGGCCACAUAUACCACCAAAAUUAAUGUCCGUUACAAUAGUACUGGUCUUUAUGGCAUUCGCUAUGACCACUAUCCUCUCCAAUACAAAGCAGCUGAACUAAAACAUGGUCACUGGACAUCACCAUAUUUUGAUUGCGGAGGAUUUCAUAACCAAUGGAUUAUGACAUACUCGGCACCAUUUUUUGGUUGGGAUAAGAUUAAGUCRCGACUCGAGUUUAAGGGUGUUGUCGCCGUCAGUAUUAAACUCGAAGAACUAGAUAUUAAUCAAUGCGGCGAUAAUUAUUACGUGCCGAACGCCUUUAAAAAUACACAUAAAUGUGACCGACUGUCCUCUCGGUGCGUACCUAUACUGGGUCGACGAUUCGAAGCUGGAGGCUAUAAGUGUGAGUGUGAACAGGGAUACGAAUAUCCAUUUAACGAUCCCAUCACAUAUUUUGAUGGCCAAAUACUUGAGGCCGAGUAUCUUAAUAUGUUAGAGCGUCAUCCCUCACGGUUCGACACAUUGGCCUGUCGUGUGGCAGUCGGCAGCUUAACCAGUCAUCCCUGGAAUGUCUUUACUAUUUUGCUCAUUACAAGUGUUGUAAUUCUGGUGAAUCUCUCUCUAAGUCCAAUGUUGUUAUAA
Messenger RNA from Oppia nitens, 2788 nucleotides. RefSeq lists its product as uncharacterized. The record is from RefSeq and is a predicted model, not a curated record. The coding region runs from base 347 to 2788 and encodes 813 amino acids. NCBI's taxonomy places the organism in Eukaryota, Metazoa, Arthropoda, Arachnida, Sarcoptiformes, Oppiidae. The transcript is spliced from 3 exons.